Trichechus manatus latirostris (Florida manatee) is the source of this 933-nucleotide messenger RNA. RefSeq names its product olfactory receptor 2J3. Gene Ontology annotation, molecular function: olfactory receptor activity; G protein-coupled receptor activity. Gene Ontology annotation, biological process: G protein-coupled receptor signaling pathway; detection of chemical stimulus involved in sensory perception of smell. Lineage: Eukaryota; Metazoa; Chordata; Mammalia; Sirenia; Trichechidae. Gene Ontology annotation, cellular component: plasma membrane. The record is from RefSeq and is a predicted model, not a curated record.
AUGAAUGAUAAUGGAAAAAAUGCAAGUUCUGAAGGCUACUUUAUUCUACUGGGUUUUUCUAAUUGGCCUCAUUUGGAGGUGGUUCUCUUUGUGGUUAUCUUGAUAUUCUACUUGAUGACACUGAUUGGCAACCUGUUCAUCAUUAACCUGUCAUACUUGGACUACCAUCUCCACACUCCCAUGUACUUUUUCCUCUCAAACCUCUCUUUUCUGGAUCUCUGCUAUACCACCAGCUCCAUCCCUCAGUUGCUGGUCAACCUCUGGGGUCCUGAGAAGACCAUCUCUUAUAUUGGUUGCAUGAUUCAACUCUACUUUGUCCUUGCACUGGGAACCACAGAGUGUGUCCUACUGGUGGUGAUGUCCUAUGACCGUUAUGCAGCUGUGUGUAGACCCUUGCAUUACACUGUCCUCAUGCACCCUCAUUUUUGCCACCAGUUGGCUGCAGCUUCUUGGGUAAGUGGCUUAACUGCCUCAGCACUUCAUUUCUCCUUUACCUACUGGGUUCCCUUGUGUGGACAUCGCCAAGUGGAUCACUUUUUCUGUGAAGUUCCAGCACUGCUUCGAUUGUCAUGUGUUGACAUCCAUGCUAAUGAACUGACCCUCAUGGUCAUGAGCUCCAUUUUUAUAAUCAUACCACUUAUUCUCAUUCUUAGCUCCUAUGGUGCCAUUGCCCGGGCUGUGCUGAGAAUGCAGUCAACAACUGGAUUUCAGAAAGUCUUUGGGACAUGUGGAGCCCAUCUUAUGGUUGUAUCCCUCUUUUUUAUUCCAGUUAUGUGCAUAUAUCUCCAGCCAUCAACUGGGACAUCUCAAGAUCAAAGCAAGUUCAUUGCCCUCUUUUAUACUGUUGUCACACCUAGCCUUAACCCACUAAUCUAUACCCUCAGGAACAAAGAUGUAAGAGGGGCAGUAAAGAGACUAAUGAGGUGGGAUUAA